AUGAGCGGAUGGUGGACAACGAUCGGCCAGCCAUUCGCAGAGGCACUGCUGAGUCUGGACACCGUCAAGAUCAAGGCAGCGUUCGCGAACGCCCCCGGGUCCUACUACGAGUACAUUCGCUCCAUCUACGAGCGCAGUCCGGAGCACGUGAUCAUCGAGACGUUCCUCAUUGUCUUUGUCAUUUACAUCACUUUUGUCAAACGUGACAAGCCGAAAGGAUCGGCGACGAAGCUCUCGGAGCGCGAAGUCGAUGAGCUGUGCGAGGAGUGGGUGCCUGAGCCCUUGAUUCCCGUCAACGCCGUCGUCGAGAUGAACAAAGCAAAGCCCAUUGGCGUCGUGGAGGCCACGCCCGACACGCACAUCAAGUUGCAGGGUUUCGACAAGCCUUUGCUGAAUCUGGCUACCUUUGACUUUCUUGGACUGGGUUCACGACCUGAGCUGAAAGAGGUCGCUAUUAAAACGCUCACCAAGUACGGCUGUGGCUCUUGCGGACCCCGCGGCUUCUACGGCACUAUCGAUACGCACGAAAUCCUGGAGAAGGACAUAGCGCAGAUGAUGGGGACGCCCGAUUCGAUCACGUUCUCGGACACGGAAGCCACGUCGUCAUCAGUGCUGCCGGCUUUUGCCAAGCGUGGUGAUCUCAUCGUGAUGGACGACGGGUGCAACGACUCGAUCCUGGUGGGUGCUAAUUUGGCGCGUUGCACCGUGCACUAUUACAAGCACAACAACCUGGAAGACCUGGAGCGUGUGCUGAGAAACGUUCGCGAUGGAGACAAGAAGAAGAACCGCGGCUCGGACUGCCAGCGUCGUUACGUGGUGACGGAAGCGCUGUUCCGCAACCACGGUGACAUGAUUGACUUGCCCAAGGUGGUGGCGCUAUGCGACAAGUACUUUUUUCGUCUCUUCUUGGACGAGAGCUUCUCGUUUGGCGUGCUAGGCACGUCAGGCCGUGGACUUACGCAGCACUAUGGCAUGGAUGUGUCAGAGGUGGCAAUCAUCUGCAGCUCCCUUGCUGGCUCUGCUGCUAGUGUGGGUGGGUUCAGCACGGGAUCGCAAGAGGUGGUAGACUUCCAGCGCAUCAACAGCGCCGGCUACGUGUUCUCUGCCUCAGCACCCCCAUUUACGUCUGCAUGCUGCUCCGAGGCGAUACGAAUCAUGAAGGACGAGCCAGAGCUGUUUACUAAGCUUCGCGUCAACGCCAAACUCGCGCACGAUGCUCUGUACGCGGGCGUGCAGGAACUGUACAGUAUUUCGGAAGCUACCGUCUCCCCUAUCGUGCAUUUGCGUCUGCUGCCCGAGGUUGUGAGUCGUGUCGGCAGCGAGGAAGAACAGCGGGCUGUACAGCGCAAGGUGUGUGACGAAGUCAUGCAGAAGUGUCUUGCCAAGGGCGUGGCAAUCUGCUCGCCCCGUUACAAGACUUACCAGACGCUUGAACCGUUGCCUAGUCUGCGAGUGUCGGUGACUGCCAUCCACUCGCCCGAGGAGAUCGAGGCGGCGUGCAAGGUCAUCGCGACGGAGGCCAUGUCCACGGCCAGGCAACUGCUCGCACCCUCUCUGGCGGAUGUCGCCCCUGACAGUGAACUGCGACAGCGCAAACAGUAA
Messenger RNA from Hyaloperonospora brassicae, 1602 nucleotides. Lineage: Eukaryota; Oomycota; Peronosporomycetes; Peronosporales; Peronosporaceae. The record is from the annotation of a GenBank genome assembly.